This is a messenger RNA of Mesocricetus auratus (golden hamster), 1117 nucleotides long. RefSeq names its product phospholipase A2 group IIE (gene Pla2g2e). NCBI's taxonomy places the organism in Eukaryota, Metazoa, Chordata, Mammalia, Rodentia, Cricetidae. The record is from RefSeq and is a predicted model, not a curated record. Gene Ontology annotation, biological process: lipid catabolic process; phospholipid metabolic process; arachidonate secretion. The transcript has 4 exons. Gene Ontology annotation, molecular function: phospholipid binding; calcium ion binding. The coding region runs from base 1 to 429 and encodes 142 amino acids.
AUGAAACCUCCCCUUGCCCUGGCCUUCCUUUGCCUCCUGGUGUCCCCGGCCGGCGGGAACCUGGUCCAGUUUGGAGUGAUGAUUGAGAGGAUGACGGGGAAGUCUGCCCUGCAGUACAAUGACUAUGGCUGCUACUGUGGUGUGGGUGGCUCCAACUGGCCGGUGGACCAGACGGAUUGGUGCUGCCACGCCCAUGACUGCUGCUAUGGACGCUUGGAGAAGCUGGGCUGUGAACCCAAGCUGGAAAAAUACCUCUUCUCUGUUGGUCGAGACACCAUCUUCUGUGGUGGCAGGACGACUUGCCAGCGGCAGACCUGCGAAUGUGACAAAAGGGCUGCCCUCUGCUUUCGCCACAACCUGAGCACAUAUAACCGCAAGUAUGCCCACUACCCCAACAAGCUGUGCACCGGGCCCACCCCACCCUGCUAAGGCCCCACCGUCUCCCUAGCCACCCCAGGCGGCGACUGUCCCAUGCCUGGUAAAGCUUGGAACCCAAAUCCCUCUCCUGCAAACCCAUCCCUCCCCUCAGAGCUCCCAGGCCCUGACCUCAGGGGCCACACCUGUUCCCCAGGAUCAGCUAAAGGAGCCACAGGACCCUUCAGCACCCACAAGACUGACUAAGUCUCCCCUGGCAUAUCGGUUCCCUCUUCUGAGCGAGGGAAUUUAUUCCCCUGUAAGUCUCAUAUUCUUCCAUUGUCUUCCUGGAAUUUAGAUGGUAGUUUCCUUUCACGCAUCCAUCCAUCCAUCCAUCCAUCCAUCAAGUCCGCCACAUGUUGAGUACCUAUCCUGGGCUAGCACAAUGCUAAGCACUGCCUUACAGUGGGGACAGAUGGGACAUGGUAGCUCCUGCCUGCAGGGCCAGCAGUAAAUCCUUUGUUUUCUACAACAGUAAGUGUCCAUGCUUCCAUGCUUCUAGUCCACAGUCUGAAACUCACUCUGUGGACCAGUCUGGUUCUGAAAUCCAAGACCCACCUGCCUCUGCCUCCUGAGGGUUUGGAUGAAAGGUGUGCACAACACACCUGGGCUACGCUGCUGCUGCUUUUUUGGUCUACAGCCUUACCCAAGACUGUCAUGUUUCUCUCCGGAAGGAACAUUUCUGGCCAAAUGGCUUACUAUA